AUGCGAGGUUUCAAGCAAAAGCUGAUCAAAAAGACGACCGGGUCGUCUUCAUCCGGACAGAAAAAAAAGGAGAAGGAGUCUUCAAAAAAGGGUAGUCCUUCGUCGGCUAGCAGUGCUAGCACGAGUCCCAAAAACCAAUCUCCGAUCGAGAAGAAAAAUGGAGCCUCAGCGGGAACUGCGAAAAAUACAAAGACUAAAAGUAAUACACCGGCGAAACCCGUGAGUAGGCAGCCAUCUGGGAGUUUGGCUGAUGGCAGCAAGAAACAGGAAACGACGAGUCCCCAAUCUAAAACGUCGCAGCCUACUUUAAUUGCUGCUGCUGCGGCACCUCCUUCGCCUACAACAGCCACAGCGAAUUUGGCGGUGCCAGGAACUCCAGCUUCCAAAGAUACGAGCGCUUCUGGUGGAAUUGAUAUCCCUAGGUCGUCGCAUUCGUUUGAGCGACUACCAACGCCUUCCAAACUUAAUCCUGAUUCAGAUUUGGAUUUGAUAAAAACUCCACAGCGACACUCAUCGUCACGUUUUGAGCCAUCACGCUACACGCAGUUGAACAAGCUCCCUCAUUUUGACGAUGUUCCUCCGGAAGAACAGAUAUCUCUUUUUAUUGCCAAGGUGGAUCAGUGCAAUACGAUCUUCGAUUUCAACGAUCCCAGCUUUGACAUCCAGGGUAAAGAAAUCAAGCGUGUGACGUUGCAGGAACUCAUUGAAUUCAUAGUUACCAGUAGGUUCACCUACACGGAGGAGAUGUAUGCACAUGUGGUGGAAAUGUUCAAGAAUAACCUGUUUAGGCCCAUUCCACCUCCUGUUAACCCUGUUGGGGACGUUUUUGAUCCCGACGAAGAUGAGCCUGUCAAUGAACUUGCUUGGCCACACAUGCAAUGCGUGUACGAAUUCUUUUUGCGAUUUGUCGAAAGCCCGGAUUUCAAUCAUCAGAUCGCUAAGCAAUACAUCGAUCAGGAUUUUAUCUUGAGACUCCUUGCACUCUUUGACAGUGAAGAUAUUCGGGAACGUGACUGUCUCAAGACAACCUUGCACAGAAUCUAUGGGAAGUUUUUAAGUUUACGAAGCUUCAUUCGUCGGUCCAUCCACAAUAUUUUCCUCCAGUUCGUUUACGAGACAGAAAGAUUUAACGGCAUUGCGGAACUAUUGGAGAUAUUAGGGUCGAUUAUCAACGGUUUUGCUCUACCUUUGAAGGAAGAACACAAAAUUUUCUUGGUUAGAGUGUUGAUGCCCAUGCAUAAGGUCCGGUGCCUGUCACUUUAUCAUCCUCAGCUUGCAUACUGUAUUGUACAAUUCUUGGAAAAGGAGCCCUUAUUAACUGAGGAAGUAGUCAUGGGCUUAUUGCGCUACUGGCCUAAAAUCAAUUCUACGAAGGAAAUUAUGUUUCUCAACGAGAUCGAAGACAUCUUUGAAGUAAUAGAGCCCCUGGAAUUUAUCAAAGUGGAAGUCCCACUUUUUGUGCAACUCGCCAAAUGCAUUUCAUCCCCUCAUUUCCAAAUCGCGGAAAAAGUCUUGAGCUACUGGAACAACGAAUACUUCCUGAACUUAUGCAUCGAGAAUGCUGAGGUGAUUCUGCCUAUUAUUUUCCCAGCUCUCUAUGAGCUCACCUCGCAAUUGGAUCUCGAAACGCAAGCAAACGAGAAUGGGAACCCUACUUCGGACCCUUACAUGCUUGUUGAACAAGCAAUAAACUCUGGUUCAUGGAAUCGAGCUAUUCACGCCAUGGCCUUCAAAGCUUUGAAAAUUUUUUUGGAAACUAAUCCAGUGCUUUACGAGAAUUGCAACGCUCUCUACCUGAGCAGCGUUAAAGAGACCCAAAGACGCAAAGAAGAGCGGGAAAAAAGCUGGCACCAAUUGGAAGAGUAUGUUGGCAAAUUGAAGAUCAGCGCAGGGUCGGAGGAACAAGGGGAUGAAAGAAUGGCCUGA
Lachancea mirantina is the source of this 1926-nucleotide messenger RNA. The record is from the annotation of a GenBank genome assembly. NCBI's taxonomy places the organism in Eukaryota, Fungi, Ascomycota, Saccharomycetes, Saccharomycetales, Saccharomycetaceae.